Messenger RNA from Eucalyptus grandis, 1140 nucleotides. Its product is annotated as UPF0481 protein At3g47200. NCBI's taxonomy places the organism in Eukaryota, Viridiplantae, Streptophyta, Magnoliopsida, Myrtales, Myrtaceae. Bases 1 to 1140 code for a protein of 379 amino acids. The record is from RefSeq and is a predicted model, not a curated record. The transcript has a single exon.
AUGGAUCAUCCAGCAAACGAGAUCGAGGAACUGGGAGAUCCAGCAGAUCAAAAAGACACAAUCAUAUCCGUUGCAGGGCCGGUCGGAGCGGAACAGUUUAUGCGUUAUGGACUGACUUCACCCCCAAGAAACUCCCGUGAAGCCGGCCCUGUUGAUGCCGAAGCAGGAUCGCACAGUAAGGCAGUAACUUACUGCUUGGCCCGCGUUAGGAGCCAACUAGGGGAAAGGGAAAGGGAAAGAAGCUUCCCAGCCAGGACCUCGUCUCGCACCAUCUUUAGGAUCCCUCCAACUCUUCGCGGGAUCAAUCCUAAGGCCGAAAAACCUGAGAUUGUAUCUAUAGGCCCGUACCACAGGGGCCGGGAGGAUUUGCUCGAGUUCGAAGAGCACAAGUGGUUCUUCCUCAAGAGGUUCCUUCACCGCACGUCCUUGAAGAUGGAAAGUCUUGUCAUAUCCGUGGCACGCCUAGAGAGUUCUGCCCGGCGCUGCUACUCGGAGCCUGUGCUCAUGUCGAGUGGUGACUUCCUGGAGAUGAUGCUACUGGAUGGUUGCUUUGUGCUGGAACUCCUAUUCCACUUUUUCAGGAGCGGUAAUGCGAUUGACGAAGACGACCCCAUCUUUACACAACCUUGGGAUAAUCCCGAUUCUCAUCAGGGAUUUGCUGAAGCUCGAGAACCAGGUUCCGUACUUGCUUCUCGAGACGGUGUUUUCCUCCUCAGGCUUAUUAACGGUCAUCGGGCUGGAAAAAGAAACUUUGGGCACGCUCUUUCUGAAAAUGUUCGAUCUGUUUACCCAAUACCCGCGGAGUUUCUCAAAUGUUACGGAUAUGCCCAGUGCCAUCAUUUACUUGACCUGUUUUACAUGACUCUCUUUCCGAUUAACGGGAUCCACAGCAACUACCCACAGAAGUACCGACCGUCCGAUCAAUCCGUACCAUGUGUGACCCAGCUUAGGCUUUCCGGAAUCAAAUUCAAGUCCAGGAAGACGCAAAACUUCCUGAACAUAAGCUUCGAGAAACGGGUGCUCGAGAUACCAUCCAUCACCAUCAACGACUUCACGACCACCGUGCUGAUAAACUGCAUCGCCCUGGAACAAUGCCAGGAAACAGCCACCAGUACAUCACUGAUUACAUCUCCUUCAUGA